AUGACAUCUCAAUUGAACUGAAUCCUGGAUAGGAGCAGCUUUUAUCGAUGCUGCUAUUAUUUUUGCUUUUAUUUUUUUAAGCCAUUGAGAUGAUGUUGAGUUUUCUACUACUAUGUUUGGAACUUUGGAUAUAUCUGUUCUCCCAAUUUAACACAUGUAUUAUUCUUCAGACUACUCCGUUGGACAAUUUUAUGACGAUGCAAGGCAAGCUACAAGGUGUAUUCUUGAUAAUGGGCGUGUUCCCAUAGUUACUAGUGGCACUGGAUUGUACUUGCGAUGGUUAAUAUAUGGAAAACCAGAUGUUCCCAAAGCCUCAAAAGAGAUCGCAUCUGAAGUGUCUUUUGAGUUGGCAGAUUUAGAAAGAAAUGGACACUGGGAUGCAGCUGUGCAGUUGGUGAUCAAAGCAGGUGACCCUAAGGCUCAAUUUUUGGCUGCUAAUGAUUGGUACCGAUUAAGACGCAGCCUGGAGAUCAUCAAAGUUGAUCUGUAA
Molecule: messenger RNA, 490 nt
Organism: Rosa chinensis
Lineage: Eukaryota; Viridiplantae; Streptophyta; Magnoliopsida; Rosales; Rosaceae
Product: tRNA dimethylallyltransferase 9
Exons: 2
Coding region: 155-490 (111 amino acids)
Source: RefSeq, a predicted model, not a curated record